Phaeodactylum tricornutum CCAP 1055/1 is the source of this 495-nucleotide messenger RNA. RefSeq lists its product with no specific name. The annotation marks the transcript as partial. Gene Ontology annotation, molecular function: peptidase activity. The transcript has a single exon. NCBI's taxonomy places the organism in Eukaryota, Bacillariophyta, Bacillariophyceae, Surirellales, Neidiaceae. The record is from RefSeq and is a predicted model, not a curated record. Gene Ontology annotation, biological process: proteolysis.
GUGAUUUUGUCAGUGAACAGUCCAGGGGGAAGUGUGGCAUCCUACGGCCUUGCAAGUGCGCAAAUAGAACGUUUGGCGAACGUGGUAGGUAUCACCACGACGGCGUGUGUCGAUCGAUACGCUGCUUCCGGUGGAUACAUGAUUGCCAGUCAAGCCCAUCGAAUCGUGGCAGCGCCGUUUGCCUCGGUCGGGAGCGUCGGAGUAAUCAUGGAAGGACUCAAUUUUCAUGAUUUGGCGAAACGAUAUGGUGUCCAGCCUAUGAUUCUGAAAGCGGGCAAUGAAAAGAAUCCGCUAACGACUUUCGGCUCCGUGUCAAAGCAGGAUUUGAAACACGAGACCGAACGUCUCGAGAAAGUUCACGACGCCUUUCGACAGCUCGUUGUUCGCGGACGUCCCGAGCUAGCGGACAAGCUCGACGAAGUUGCUAACGGAAAUGUUUUCCUAGGGCUGGAAGCUGUUGAGUUGGGACUUGUUGACGCGGUGAUGACAUCUGAC